AUGUCUUGCAACAACGACUCAUAUGACUUCGACUCUUCCAGUGACGCUGAGAUGAUUGGCUACCCAUCAUCUCCGUUAUCCCCGAUCCAGCACCCCGUCGCUAAGUCUCCACUAGUUGCUCAACCUUGCAAAACACGCAAGUCGGGCGGUAGCCGCAAAGGCGCGUUUCGAAUGACCAACAUCCCUCUCCCCUCCCACCUUUCAGCCAAGGAAAUCUUCGAAAAUCACCCAGACCGUCUCCACAACAAUAAUCUUCUGAAAGUUGCACUACACUACGACAACUCUCAGCUCUACGAGAAGUUGUGUGCACUCGGAUUUGUCAAGCAGACCCUCCGUUACCGUAUGAGGAGUGCUAUCAAGUGGAUCGAGUACGAAUUCAAGAUCAGCAGCGGCGCUUUUGGGAUUGCUUUCAAUCGUGAGGCUACUCGCAACGGGGUUUAUCGACCUGUUCACGAGAAUCCAAGGGACGACAUCAUACUUGCACGCAACGCUGCCAAAAUCAGCGAAGCAAUGGCUUGGGUCAAGAGAGGUGGAUCACGAAUUCCUACGACUUCACCUUCGCCAAAAUCUCGUACUGUCGCUGCUUCCGUCUUCACAAAUGACAGCAAAGAAAAUGAGGCCGAACCCACAGCGGCAUCUAUAUUCCACAAGAAACUGGAUCAGGCUCAAGUGUCAAAGACUUAUCCUUGCCCGCACCCUUACUGCAGCUGCACUUUCACUACCGCGAAUGACAACUACAAACACAUUUGUGAAGUUCAUUAUCAAGCAUCUGAGACUUUGGUCCAGCGCGCCAAAGCUCGUCAGAUUGCUGGGCCUCUCGGUUGGGUGGAGUUGCCUUGA
This is a messenger RNA of Aureobasidium namibiae CBS 147.97, 840 nucleotides long. RefSeq lists its product as uncharacterized. The record is from RefSeq and is a predicted model, not a curated record. The transcript has a single exon. Lineage: Eukaryota; Fungi; Ascomycota; Dothideomycetes; Dothideales; Saccotheciaceae. The coding region runs from base 1 to 840 and encodes 279 amino acids.